Molecule: messenger RNA, 5469 nt
Organism: Hemicordylus capensis (graceful crag lizard)
Lineage: Eukaryota; Metazoa; Chordata; Lepidosauria; Squamata; Cordylidae
Gene: LINGO3
Product: leucine rich repeat and Ig domain containing 3
Exons: 2
Coding region: 424-2241 (605 amino acids)
Cellular component (GO): plasma membrane
Molecular function (GO): protein binding
Source: RefSeq, a predicted model, not a curated record
GUGGUGGGUGCCGGGCACUCCUCCGUCCAGGCUGCCCAGCCACGCCACCUCUCCCGGGAGGAAGCAUAGAAAGAGGAGAGCUGGCCAAGGGAGCUGGGUUUCCCCCCCUCUCUGCUUUGCCUCUGGAAAUCUAGCCGGAGGGCUGAAGGCUUGAGCUUGCUGGGUCUCAUGUGCGGAAAUCUUGGGGCGUUGGGCGAACGCACAGGGGCAGGUGCUGCCGGGCACAGGAAGGGCCCCCACCGGCCGCCGUGCCUCCUCCUCCUCCUCCUCCUCCUCUUCUUCUUCCUGCCCCAUGGCCUGCAGAGUGGCAGACAAGGCAGCCUGGACCUCCUGGGAGCCAGAGAGGAGCAGCAUGCCCCUUGGGAGAUCCUCUUGCCCCAGGAAAUAAGGUGUGUGGGGAAAUAGUCGUGUGCCCAUAGGACCAUGCACCACACAAUGCCAUGCUGUUUUCUAGUCCUGGUCCUCCGCUGCGUCCUCCUGAGCACAGCCCCCGUUGCAGCCUGUCCGGCCCGCUGCGAGUGCAUCCCUCAGAACAAAGCCGUCACUUGCCACCGCAAACGCCUCACCUCCCUCCCCGAGGGGAUCCCGACCGAGACCAGAGUCCUGGAGCUCAACAAGAACCGCAUCCGCUGCCUGAACACGGGGGACCUGUCCCCCUUCCCUUUGCUGGAGGAGCUGGACUUCAGCGAGAACAUCAUCACCAACCUGGAGCCGGGGGCCUUCGGCAACCUCCUCAACCUGCAGGUCUUGCGGCUGCGCGGCAACCAGCUCAAACUGAUCCCCCCGGGGGUCUUCAGCAAGCUGUCCAACCUCACACUUCUGGAUAUCAGUGAGAACAAACUCGUCAUCCUCUUGGACUACACGUUCCAGGAUCUGAGGAGCCUGAAGACGCUGGAGGUUGGGGACAACGACUUGGUCUACAUCUCCCGCAAGGCGUUUUCUGGCCUUGUUGGCCUGCAGCAGCUGACUAUCGAGAAGUGCAACCUGACGGGCAUCUCUGCCGAAUCCCUCUCGCGCCUCCAGAACCUGGAGGUCCUGCGACUCCAACACCUCAGCAUCGCCUCGGUGGAGGACCAGAACUUCAAGAAGCUGUACAACCUUGGGCAGCUGGAAAUCGAGGACUGGCCGUUGCUGGAGGACAUCUCGCCAAAUGGCUUCCAAGGACUCAACCUCACAUUCCUUUCCAUCACGUACACCAACAUCACGGUGGUGCCAACAGCUGCCUUGAGAAACCUGGUGCAUCUUAUGUACCUGAACUUGUCGUACAACCCCAUCAGCACUGUGCCCAAAGCUUCCCUCCGGGAGCUCAUCCGGCUCAGAGAGCUCCACAUCGUGGGUGCCCUCUUGGUCUCGGUGGAGCCCCAGGCGUUGUACGGGCUGAGGCAAAUCCGCCUCCUCAACCUGUCCAACAAUUUCUUAUCCACACUGGAGGAAAGCACCUUCCACUCCGUGAACACACUGGAAACUCUUCGAGUGGACCGCAAUCCCUUGGUCUGUGACUGCCGACUCCUCUGGAUCCUUCAGCGCCGGAAGACGCUCAACUUUGACGGACAGCCCCCCAUGUGCUCCUCGCCACCUGAGAUCCAGGGUAACGCCCUGCGCGAUUUCCCAGACUCCGUCCUCUUUGAGUACUUCACCUGCCAAAAGCCGAAGAUAAGGGACCGAAAGCUUCAGCACAUCACCGCUUUUGAGGGGCAAGCCGUCUCCUUCCUCUGUCGGGCAGAUGGGGAGCCCAUCCCGUCCAUCAUUUGGGUCUCCCCUCAACACAGGCUGAUCACCACCAAGAGCACUGGGCGGACCACAGUCUUGCCUAGCGGAACGUUGGAAAUCCGCUAUGCUCAGGUCCAAGACAGCGGGACUUACAUCUGCAUUGCCAGCAAUGCCGGCGGCAACGACACAUACUUUGCCACGCUGGUCGUUAAAGGGCAUGCCGCCGAUGGCUCCCUUUAUGCAAAUCGGACCUUGUACCUCAGUGAGUUCAACGACACUUUCCACAACGACACACAGGUCUUCUUAAAGUUCACUUUGGACCUCAAAACCAUCCUGGUGUCCACCGCCAUGGGCUGCAUCACCUUUCUUGGGGUGGUCCUCUUCUGCUUCCUCCUCCUCUUUGUCUGGAGCCGGGGCCGCGGGCAGCACAAGAACAACUUCUCCGUGGAAUACUCCUUCCGCAAGGUGGAUGGCCCAGCCACAGCAGCCGGCCAGGGCGGUGCCCGGAAGUUCAAUAUGAAGAUGAUAUGAAGACCUGGAGGGGUGGGGUGGGGAAGUCUCUCGAUGCCCCUUUUAACCGGGAGAUUUGUUCCCAGUGGGGACCGAGUUGGUAGCGCUGGUCAGAGAGACCACGCCGGGCUGCCGCUCCUCCAGCGGUUCAGUUCAACCACAAGGGCUUAGAGGAAGCAGCAGGUCCACCUCGCUGAUCUUGCCAGGGCAGUUUUUAACCCAGAGGCUGUUUCCUCUCAUGGGGGCAGCCUUCACUGGCUCCGUAGGACCGACCUCCUUUCUACGUGUCUUUCUCCUGUGCUCUGCAAUGUGGACCUUCUUUGCAACAUGGACCUUCUGCGCUCUCCCUGGGACCCUCUUUCCACGUGUCUUUCUCCUGCACUUUCCAAAGGACAAACGUGUCUUUCUCCUGCACUCUCCCACCUCCACACCACCCUCGGUUCCCACAGAGUCGCUUACCACCAGCGAGGCAUGCACGCACACCACUUGUGGUUCCGAAUCCCCCCCUUGCUGUUGCUCAUGUUUGUUCCGUUUUUGUAUCAACUAUGCAUUUCUCCAGUAAUGAGACCGUUUUGUCUGUCUGGGCUUUGAAGAACCUCCUUUCCCGUUCUCCCCCCCCCCCCUUUUCUUGUUUCCAAGUGACAUUUUUGAAAACCUGGGCUUAGUUUAUGGGUUCCUUUUUACAGAGUUUUCUAGCGCUCCUGACAGACGUCUUCCUGCACGGCUGAGGACUCCAGUGCCGACUGCAGGCUUUGACUGUCCACCUGGCCUGCCGGAUGCAGUGACACGGAGGCGUUGCUGGGGCGAUGUAGUGCCUUUAUGUGUUUUUAACAAGAGUAUCAGCAACUGUUUGCCCUCCGUGCCCACAAUCCUUCCUCCACAGAGCAAUAAAAUGCUUAUUCCACGGCAGCUGGCCAGGAUGGUACCCGGCGGCGAAGGGGAUGCAGGCAUUAACAGGGGUGUGUGAGCUCCUCUAGUGUCAACUGUUCAGGGGUGGGGGGCAUUGUUUUAAGAAAGGUUCUUGUCCCCCCCCCCAUCUCAGCCUUCAAAGAAAAUGUGGGGUCCUUCCAGACAGCAGUCAAUUGUGUAAUAGUGCAUGAGCCAGCUGGAGUGGUUGGUAGCAUCUUGUGAGGGUGGGGAGGCUUAAUACUUAUUGUGUGGUUUUUGACGAAACCUACAUACACCCCUAAAGAUGGAGAAAUGACAGCAUUGCAAGACUUUCAGCUCGCAGUGUGUUGUUAUGCUGUUAUUGUCCUGACCAUCGGGCCUGUACAGGCCAAAUUCACAAUGGUGUUUUAAAAGGCUCUAAAAGCACAAAACCUACUAUAGAAUUUUAUUGAUGUUGCCAGAGAAAUGGAAAAUACAACUGGCAGGAAUGUCCUCCAAAGAUUCCUCCAUGGAGGAAGUAAAACCAUUUGUUCAUUGUUACCCAUUUUAUUUAUUUAUUUGAUUGACUGAUUGAUUGAUUUCUAUACUGCCCUUUCAAAAAUGGCUCAGGGUGGUUUACACGGAGAAAUAACAAACAAAUAAGAUGGAGCUCUGUCCCCAAAGGGCUCACAAUCUAAAAAGAAACACAAGAUUGACACCAGCAACAGUCACUGGAGGUACUGUGCUGGGGGUGGAUAGGGCCAGUUAUUCUCCCCUUGCUAAAUAAAGAGAAUCACCACGUUAAAAGGUGCCUCUUUGCCCAGUUCGCAGGGUUGCACAUAUCCUUUCCUAUGUGCAAAAAUGACUGAAAUGUUACCCUAAUCAUUUGGGGACAGAGAUAAAGAAGGGGUGAUAACAGAGACAGCUGUGAGGGUAGCAAGGCUGUCACCUAUUUUCCAUCGUUAGGGGAGUAGAUGUUGCCAAAUUACUAUAAGUAUUCAUCCCAAGAUGGUACCAGUGGCCAAAUUUUGUGGGCCUGGCUCACAGACUGUAAGUUCAAAGUCCAAUCUCACUGAUUGCAUUCCCCUAGGUUUCCACACUCCAUCCUCUUGGGGACAUAUCCUCUGGCUACAUGCUGGUCAGAGACCUCGCCCAUGUUCCCUAUAACAGGGAUUCCCAGAUGCUGUUGACUACAACUCCCAUAAUCCCCAAGCAAAAGCCAUUGUAGCUGGGGAUUCUGGGAGUUGUAGUCAACAAUAUCUGGGAAUCCCUGUUAGAGGGAACACUGGACCUCGCACAAUUUUUGCUGUAACACCUGCCGGCCAAAGUUUGCCAGAAGAACCAGCCGCCACCACAAUAGUACUGUCUUAAAAGGGGGGGAUGCAAGCACAGGCCAGAAGGUGGAACUGCAGAAAUUGUGCAAAGGCUCUGGCCAAAGAAUAAGAUUCUGAGAGGAAGGAGCAUAGAAGGCUACAGGAGCAUGUGAACCAUCAGUAAGAUUGUGCUCUGAACUAGCACCGAACCUUUCAGUGUCACACAAUUAAUUGCGGUCUGGAAGGAGCUGAGCAGUGAAGGCUGCAAUUCUGUGUGUGCUUCCUCAGAAGUAAGGCCCUUUGAUAUCAAUGGGACUUACUUGAAAGUCAGGAAGGUUAAGGCUGAGUGUAUUACUGGUAUAGGGGGAAAGAAAGGAAGUGUUGCUGCUGAAGUUCCUGAGAUAGAACUUUAACUUAUUUAUUUAUCUUAUUUAUUAAAGCUUUUUUCAAGACCUCUUUAAUGCGCAGAAAAGAUAAAACAGAUCUUAAAAAUAGCAAAUGUUUCGAUGUUACAUAUCAUAGGGACAUAGGAAGCUGCCAUAUACCGAGUCAGAUCAUGGGUCUAUCUAGCUCAGUACUGCCUUCACAGACUGGCAGCGGCUUCUCCAAGGUUGUAAGCAGGAAUCUCUCUCAGCCCUAUCCUGGAGAUGCUGCCAGGGAGGGAACUUGGAGCCUUCUGAUGCUCUUCCCAGAGCGGCUCCAUCCCCUGAGGGGAAUAUCUCGCAGUGCUCACACAUCAAGUUUCCCAUUCAUUUGCAACCAGGGCGGACCCUGCUUAGCUAAGGGUCUUAGCUAAAGGUCUUGUUACCACAAGACCAGCUUUUAAGGUUUCAGCCACCACUGCAUAGCACUGAAGCGGAUGUGUAACAUCGAAACGUUUGCUAUUUUUAACAUCUGUUUUAUUUUAUCUGCACGUUAAAGAGGCCUUGAAAAAAAACCUUGUGUUCUUUUGGAGAAUGCGUAUUUCGUCGCCAUUAUACUAUCUUAUUUAUUUAUUAUUUCUCUGUGUAAACCGCUUUGGAAACUUCGGUUGAAAAGCGGUAUAUAAAGAUUUGUUCUUCUUGUAGUA